AUGGCUACACUUGCUUAUCUAUUGGCAGGUGCACUACUACCCUCUUCAAUGGUGGCAGUAGUAGAGGCACAAAUUUUCGAGUGUCUUAAUGGUGGAGCAGGACCCUGCUUUGAUCGCCCGAAUCCGAAGACCGGUAAAUCGGACUGUCGCUUCAUGUCACGUCUGUGCGGUAACCCUAAGUAUAGCGACGUCAUGAAGACGCAGUGCCCGAAAACAUGUGGUUUCUGUGGAGUUGGAGGAUCGACAUUCGCACCUUAUUUCACAGGAGAAUGUAAAGAUAUGGUGAAUACUGCUACCGGAAAGUCAGACUGUGGCGAUCGUCAGCACCUCUGCCGCGACCCGAAUUAUGAGGAGCUCAUGAGUCAGCAAUGUCCGCAAACUUGCGGUUAUUGCCCCUUGUAA
Cooperia oncophora is the source of this 402-nucleotide messenger RNA. The record is from the annotation of a GenBank genome assembly. Lineage: Eukaryota; Metazoa; Nematoda; Chromadorea; Rhabditida; Trichostrongylidae.